Mobula hypostoma (lesser devil ray) is the source of this 3551-nucleotide messenger RNA. RefSeq names its product amiloride-sensitive sodium channel subunit beta-like. The transcript is spliced from 14 exons. Bases 435 to 2327 code for a protein of 630 amino acids. Gene Ontology annotation, biological process: sodium ion transmembrane transport. Gene Ontology annotation, molecular function: ligand-gated sodium channel activity. The record is from RefSeq and is a predicted model, not a curated record. Gene Ontology annotation, cellular component: plasma membrane. NCBI's taxonomy places the organism in Eukaryota, Metazoa, Chordata, Chondrichthyes, Myliobatiformes, Myliobatidae.
GCCUGUAGCAGCGUUACUCUGUGAUCUGGCCGACUUGCUAACCAGGUCAAACUGAUGCGCGGGGCUUGAUAGCAAUUGUUCAGGUUUGAGCUGGCGCAGGUUCUUUUCCCUCCGUACGGAUCGAAACAGAACUAAGCAGGUGAAGCUGAUUCCUUCUCUUUCCCCGACUUCUACAUAUCCCUCUUUUAUUUUGUCUUAUCCCGUUUUUCUGCCCUUUUCACCCUCCUCCUCUUGGCCUUUCUUCUAACUGCGAGUUCCGCCGCUUCAAAACUUCCCAGGAUCUGCAGGUGCGCGGACUUAAAAGACAGCUGAGUAGUUCCAGGCGGGUCCGAUUUUAUUCGAGACAGAACAAACUGGCUGUUCCGUUAUCACUUGCCAAACCACUGGAGUCCAAACAAAUCUCCCAACCCAGCUGACAUCAGUGCUGGAGCAGAAUGAAAGUAUGGCAAUUCCUCAACCGCGCCCUGCACCGGCUGCAGAAAGGGCCGGGCUACACCUACACUGAACUCCUGGUCUGGUACUGCGAGAACACCAACACGCACGGACCGAAACGAAUUGUGACUGAGGGGCCCAAGAAGCGGGCUGUGUGGUUCGUGCUCACUCUAGCCUUCACAGGGCUUGUCUGUUGGCAAUGGGGAAUCCUUAUCCGGAGCUACCUUGCCUGGGAGGUCAAAGUGAACCUACGGACUGGCUUCAAGGCAAUGGAUUUCCCUGCUGUCACAGUCUGCAACUCCAACCCUUUCAGGUACACAAGGUCCAAGCAGCUGUUGAAGCAUCUAGAUCAAUUUACCAAACUUGCGCUGGAGCGUAUUUAUGUUUACAGCCAGAACGGGACAAUUCCUAGUGAGCUGCCAGUAUCAGAGACAAACUGGAGCCAGGUGGCAUCGCUGGUCAUCAUUGAGAAGAAUGAGCAAGGAGAGGAGAAUGUUCUGCAGGUCCUGGGGUUGGGGCAAAAUCAGACCCAAUCAGCACCUAGAGACAGGACAUGGACAGGGAGCUACAAGGUGACGAUGGAACUGUGCAAUGAGAAUAGGUCGAACUGUAUAUACAGGAACUUCAGCUCAGUGAUGGAGGUGAUAAGUGAGUGGUACUAUCUGCACUACAUGACCAUCCUGUCAAACGCAUCUCAAUCAGAACGGCAAGCGAUGGCCGAGCAGGGUGAAGAUUUCAUUCUUGCUUGUCUUUUUGGUGGGCAGCCUUGUAAUCUUGAUAACUUCACCCAGUUGAUGCAUCCGAUGUAUGGGAACUGUUACAUCUUCAACUGGGGGUCCAAUGGGCAGAUCCUGAUGUCAUCCAACCCAGGAGCAGAGUUCGGGCUGAAGCUGGUGUUGGAUAUCUCGCAGGAUGAUUACAACCCCUUCCUGUCGUUUGCAGCUGGUGCCAGGCUCAUGCUGCAUCAGCCCAACACCUACCCGUUCCUCGAGGACCUGGGUCUAUAUGCCAGGGCUGGGGCAGAAACAUCCAUUGGAAUAUUUGUGGAUGAAAUAGUGCGUUUGGGUGGCCUGUACUCUCGCUGCACGUUUGAUGGUUCAGAUGUCAAUGUCAAAUCUCUUUUCAAAACUACCUACACCAUGCAGACCUGCCUGCGUUCCUGUUUCCAGGAUCAGAUGGUGCAGAACUGUGGAUGUGGGCAUCAAACUUACCCUCUACCUGAGGGAGCACACUACUGUAACCAGCAGGAUAAUCCGAGUUGGGGUUACUGCUAUUACACUCUGAGAGAGCAGAUUGAGGUGGAGAAUUCCAAAUGCCUGGAGAUAUGCAAACAGCCCUGCAAUGAGACCCAAUAUAGACUGACCAUCUCUAUGGCAGAUUGGCCAUCGGAAUCCUCAGAGGACUGGAUUUAUUCUGUUUUAUCUUAUGAGAGGGAUUACUCAACUACGAUUACUGUAAACAGAUCAAGUGUCCUGAAACUAAACCUGUAUUUCCAAGAGAUUAAUUUCAGGACAAUACAAGAGGACCCAGCCUUAACAAUUGACUGGCUUCCCUCCCAGUUGGGCGGACAGUUUGGGUUCUGGAUGGGUGGCUCCAUUCUGUGCAUCAUUGAGUUGAUGGAGAUCAUGAUUGACUGCCUGUGGAUCACUGCCAUCAAGGUGGUGAAGUGGUGCAAGAGUGAAGUGCGCAAGUCUCGCCGAGCUCAACCACACCUCUCGCACUCUCCACCAAGCGUGAGUCAAUCAGUGGAGGAGCAUGUCAACAGUGGAUUCCAGCUGGAGCCGGAAAGCCAGGUGGAAAGGCCUUGUGCCCUGGCGAUCCCGGGUACACCUCCUCCUCAGUAUGACUCACUCCGGAUCUAUCCAAUCAGCAAAGUCACCAACACUUGGGACUGAAGCUAGAGUUAAAGAAUUGUGUUUGGGCUUUAUUUCAUGGACAUGGGUAGUGGAUCUUACAACAUCCUCAGAGGGUAAAAAAAAGAAAAAAAACUUGCUUGAAUCUGGAUGGCAUAAUACAGCUAUCUCACUAAAUAUUCACAUAGCUGGACCAGGGAAAAAAUAGUUAGCAUCUUUCAGAGUCUCAGGCUGCCUCAACUCACUUCAGAAUGAAACAUUCAAUUAUCUAAUGCAGAAAGCACAGCAGACAAUUUGCCCACAGUACACUCUCAUAAAGAGCACUACAACACCCAAGCAGGUAAGCUUUUACAAUGACUUUUUUUUGGGGAGAUAGUGCUCUGGGACCUAAUAUAUCCCAUUAGCCUCAUCUCAUCAACAGCAUCAAAUGCUCAAACUUGCAGUAUCCAAUCCUCCUCUGAACCUUCCUGACCCACUUGGCCCCCCCAUCACUCUGUCUUUACCUCCUUCCCCCAUGUAUCCAUUUGCCCAUCACUCACUCACUCUUCCCACUCAUUCCCCAUCCCAACCCCACCUUUACUCCAUCAUCUUCAGCUCUUUGACACUUCUCUUUCCAGUUUCUGACAUGGUUCCCACAGUCUCUCCCACCACCCCCUCAUCUCAUCUGGAUUCAUCCAUCACCUACCAGUUCUUACUUCACCUUUUUCCCCUCUUUCUUUCCAAUCCAGAUGAAAGGACUCAUUGAUUGUCCAUAUGCCUCCACAGAUGCUGCCUCACCCGCUAAGUUUGCCAGCAACUCCUAUGUUGCUCACUGACACCAUCUUUUGCUGUGUGGCCUUUCUUGGUACUACACUCUGAACCUGGAGACAACCUGUAACAAUAACCCUUCGCUCAAAGGCAAAUGUGCUGACAAUAUUGAAACUGCAAUACAGAAUCAGGUUUAAUCUCGCUGGCAAAUGUUGGGAAUACAAGUUAGUCACAAGUACACUCCAAAUUAUGAUCAAUAAACUAAUAGGGUUAUUAAUUAAAAAUAAGGGGGGGUUAAAUCAUCACUUGCUCUGGAGAAAUAAAAAUAUAUUUUUUUAAAUGUUUUCUUUGGAAGAUGGAAAUAAAUGUGUAUGUCAGGAAGUCUGAAGUUGCGUGUUUCUUUUGGAUGUCAAUGUUCUAGAAACCUCCCAUAGUUAUGAGAAAUUUGGAUGAAACAACAAUUGAAAAUCAAAAAAAAAUUGCAGAUGCUGGAAGUCUGAAAUGAAGAUGUAACAUGCU